GUGUUUACAAAAUAUGGGAAGUGUUACAUGUUUAACUCAGGCGAGGAUGGCAAACCUCUGCUCACGACAGUCAAGGGGGGGACAGGCAACGGGCUGGAGAUCAUGCUGGACAUUCAGCAGGAUGAGUACCUGCCCAUCUGGGGAGAGACAGAGGAAACGACGUUUGAAGCAGGCGUGAAGGUUCAGAUCCACAGUCAGUCUGAGCCGCCUUUCAUCCAAGAGCUAGGCUUUGGGGUGGCACCAGGGUUCCAGACUUUCGUGGCCACACAGGAGCAGAGGCUCACAUACCUGCCCCCGCCGUGGGGCGAGUGCCGGUCCUCAGAGAUGGGACUCGACUUCUUUCCUGUUUACAGCAUCACUGCCUGUCGGAUUGACUGUGAGACCCGCUACAUCGUGGAGAACUGCAACUGUCGCAUGGUCCACAUGCCAGGGGAUGCCCCUUUCUGUACCCCUGAGCAGCACAAGGAGUGUGCCGAGCCUGCCCUAGGUCUGCUGGCGGAAAAGGACAGUAAUUACUGUCUCUGCAGGACACCCUGCAACCUGACCCGCUACAACAAAGAGCUCUCCAUGGUGAAGAUCCCCAGCAAGACGUCAGCCAAGUACCUCGAGAAGAAAUUUAACAAAUCAGAAAAAUAUAUCUCAGAGAACAUCCUCGUUCUCGAUAUAUUUUUUGAGGCUCUCAAUUAUGAGACCAUUGAACAGAAGAAGGCGUACGAAGUUGCUGCCUUACUUGGUGAUAUUGGUGGUCAGAUGGGAUUGUUUAUUGGUGCUAGUAUCCUUACAAUACUAGAGCUCUUUGAUUAUAUUUAUGAGCUGAUCAAAGAGAAGCUAUUAGACCUGCUUGGCAAAGAAGAUGAGGAAAGGAGCCACGAUGAGAAUGUGAGCACUUGCGACCCGAUGCCAAACCACUCUGAAAACAUCAGCCACAGUGUGAACGUGCCCCUGCAGACAGCCCUGGGGACCUUGGAGGAAAUUGCCUGCUGA
Molecule: messenger RNA, 984 nt
Organism: Lipotes vexillifer (Yangtze River dolphin)
Lineage: Eukaryota; Metazoa; Chordata; Mammalia; Artiodactyla; Lipotidae
Gene: ASIC2
Product: acid sensing ion channel subunit 2
Exons: 10
Biological process (GO): sodium ion transmembrane transport
Cellular component (GO): plasma membrane
Molecular function (GO): ligand-gated sodium channel activity
Source: RefSeq, a predicted model, not a curated record